AUGUCCUCCGCAGCCCCCCAUGCCUCCCUGACGCGCGCCUCGGUCGAAGCCGCCCACGCCCUCAUCAAGCCGCACAUCCAUGACACGCCCGUCUUGACCAACACCACCCUAAACACUCUCGCCAAUACGCCUCAAGCUCCAGAAGCACUCCAGGGAACACAAUGGGAAGGCCAAGAGCCCGCUAAGCCCAAGGUGAACCUCUUCUUCAAGUGCGAAAACUUCCAGCGCAUCGGCGCCUUCAAAGUACGCGGCGCUUUCCAUGCCGUCACGCGAUUGAUCGAACAGGACGGAUUGGAAGCAGUGCAGAGCAAGGGAGUAGUCACACACAGUAGCGGUGCGUCUACUUAUAACCAUACCGGGCAGGCAGGACUGACAUCAACAGGAAACCAUGCGCAGGCCCUCGCGCUUGCCGCAAGAACCUUCUCCAUACCCGCACACAUCGUCAUGCCCUCGAUAUCCACGCCCUCGAAGAUAGCCGGCACGCGGUCACAAGACGCCAACAUCCACUUCUCCGGCUCCACGAGCACCGAACGCGAAGCCGUCGUCGCAGACGUAAUCAAGGACACAGGCGCUACCCUGAUCCCUCCCUACGACCAUCCCCACAUCAUACUCGGCCAGGGCACCAUGGCGCUGGAGAUACAGCAUCAAGUCAGCAAGCUUCUGGGAAGCGGCGAGAAGCUCGACGCUGUCAUCGCGCCCUGUGGUGGCGGCGGCAUGCUGAGCGGCAUCGCAGUCGCUCUCCACCGCACUGGGGUACGUGUCUUCGGCGCAGAACCUAGUUUCCAGGGUGGUGACGAUGCGACGAGGGGCGUCGAAGCGGGCGAACGCGUUACCAGCGUCAAGACCCUGACAAUCGCCGAUGGCCUGCGUACGCCCCUCGGUGACCAUACAUGGGGUGUUAUCUCGAACAAGGACUAUGUGCAUAGUCUCUACGCCGUCACAGAGCAGAACAUCAAAGAUGCGAUGAAGCUGGUGUUGGAGAGGAUGAAGUGUUUUGUCGAGCCGAGCGCGGUCGUGGGUCUGGCGACUAUACUGUACAACGAGGACUUUAGGAAGAUGGUUGAGAGGGAGGCUGGGGAUAAGGGCUGGAACAUUGGCGUCGUCUUCAGUGGGGGAAAUACCACGAUCGAGGCCAUCACCAAGAUCUUUGCUGAAGUGCCGGAGGAGAGGGCGCAGAGACAAGAAGGUGUGUUGGGUACAGAUGGGCGGAGGGUGGCUGAGAACGUUGCCGGUUAG
Alternaria conjuncta is the source of this 1236-nucleotide messenger RNA. RefSeq lists its product as uncharacterized. NCBI's taxonomy places the organism in Eukaryota, Fungi, Ascomycota, Dothideomycetes, Pleosporales, Pleosporaceae. The coding region runs from base 1 to 1236 and encodes 411 amino acids. The transcript has a single exon. The record is from RefSeq and is a predicted model, not a curated record. Gene Ontology annotation, biological process: pyruvate biosynthetic process; D-serine biosynthetic process; L-serine metabolic process. Gene Ontology annotation, molecular function: ATP binding; magnesium ion binding; serine racemase activity.